AUGUCUUUCUCCCAAACCACAUACAAUCAUCUCCACCAGCCAGCCGUGAUAAUUGCUGGAUGUUUUGGCUUGCUGGCUUUGACGCUGUCCAUCUUCCUGAUUUUUCAGCAUCUCAGAUAUUACACCAAUCCUUCGGAGCAAAAAUGGAUUGUUGCUGUACUUUUCAUGGUUCCAGUUUAUGCUACAGAAUCUAUUUUAUCAUUGUGGAAUCCAAAGCUAUCCCUUGCUUGUGACAUCCUAAGAAACUGCUACGAAGCAUUUGCUCUUUAUUCUUUUGGGAGUUACUUGAUUGCUUGCCUUGGUGGUGAACCGAAAGUCAUAGAAAUGCUUGAAGAUGAAUCUAAACAAAUGAAAAAGCCAUUACUAGAAGGCGCAAAGAAACCAAAGUUGCAACGAAGAAAAAUGCGGGACUUCAUAUUCCAGCCAUCAAUGUUAGGGAAGGACUUGGUUACAAUUGAAAAGUUUGGUCUUGUACAAUAUAUGAUUUUGAAGACUGUUUGUGCAUUGUUAGCAUUUGUGUUGGAGCUCUUUGGGGUGUACGGCGACGGAGAAUUCAAGUGGUAUUAUGGAUACCCGUAUCUUGCCGUUGUAUUAAACUUCAGUCAAAUGUGGGCAUUAUAUUGCCUUGUUCAGUUUUACAAUGUCACCCAUCAAAGGCUUCAGGCUAUAAAACCCCUUGCAAAGUUUAUUAGCUUCAAGGCGAUUGUUUUUGCAACAUGGUGGCAAGGAGUUGGUAUUGCGUUAUUAUGUUCUUUUCGGAUUCUACCGAACGAGGGGAAAUUUCAGACUGCAUUGCAAGAUUUUCUGAUCUGUAUAGAGAUGGCGAUAGCAGCUGUUGCUCACAUUUUCGUCUUUUCAGAAAAGCCAUAUCAUUUCAUCCCGAUUUCUGAGUGUGGAAAGAUAUCCUCUCAAACAAUGGAAGCUGUGGUUGAGGUGAAAGAUGACAAUGAAGUAAAGCCAGCCAUCCUGGAAAAGACUGAAACUACAGUUGAGGCUCCUGGAACAAGUGUGAGGGAAAGUGUUCAAGAUAUAGUUGUUGAAGGAGGUCAAAAGGUAGUCAAGGACGUUGUAUUGACAAUAAACCAGGCAAUUGAACCCGUAGAAAAGGGGGUGACAAAAAUCCAGGAGACGUUCCAUGAAAUAUCGGUCUCAUCAAAUGACGGCAAAGAAGAACAAGAAGUGAAAGAUGUGAAGGAAGUAAAGGUUGAGGGACAUGAGGAAAGUGUGAUAACCAGUGGCAAAGUUUAA
Oldenlandia corymbosa var. corymbosa is the source of this 1248-nucleotide messenger RNA. Lineage: Eukaryota; Viridiplantae; Streptophyta; Magnoliopsida; Gentianales; Rubiaceae. The record is from the annotation of a GenBank genome assembly.